AUGGACCUGCCUAUAUACUACUCGAAGGCUGAAUUUAUUGAGACUGACACAGGAAACAAAGUCUCGCGUCGCGCCACCAUUGCUGGGCCGCAGAACAUCAUCCUUGGUGGCAAGACUAUCAUAUCUAGCGGCGCAAUUAUCCGAGGAGACUUGAGGAGAACAGGUCCUGGUCAUGCAGUUGUCAUAUCUCUAGGACGAUACUGCCUUGUAGGAGAAGGUUGCGUCAUGAGACCUCCAUACAAAACAUAUCGAGGCAACUUCAACUACUAUCCUAUGAAAAUAGGCGACCAUGUUCACAUUGGGGCUAAUACUAUUGUCGAAGCUGCUCAGAUCGGCAACCAUGUUGAAAUAGGCAAGAACUGCGUGAUUGGAAAGUUCACAAUCAUAAAAGACUGUGCAAGGAUUGCAGACAACUCUAUAAUUCCUCCCAACACUGUCGUUCCUGCUUUGUCGUUAUUUUCUGGCUCCCCAGGGCGCUUCCAAGAAGACUUGCCAGAGUCUACUCAGGAAAUGGUAGAGGCCCAAACAAAGCAAUAUUAUACACGCUUUCAGGCUUUGGACCAGUGA
Molecule: messenger RNA, 567 nt
Organism: Psilocybe cubensis
Lineage: Eukaryota; Fungi; Basidiomycota; Agaricomycetes; Agaricales; Agrocybaceae
Exons: 5
Coding region: 1-567 (188 amino acids)
Source: RefSeq, a predicted model, not a curated record